GACAUCUACGCAGAGCAACUCAUCUCGUUGCGCUAUGGCUACCCCCUUUGGUACCCCGACCCCUCCCCUGGACGAGCCCCCGUCCAGCUCGGUGACGUAGGAUGGGUGAAGGAAGGCAAGUUUCUCACCCUGUUCAACGCUUUACGGGAGGCGCACGAUGCCCAGCCGAUGGGCGCAGUCCCCACUGAUUUUGUCCCCCUGAACCCGCCCGGGGGUGUGCAAAUCGAAGGACCGCGCGAAAGAAUCGGGCAGAAGGUGCUAUCCAGCGAAACCGUACGCUGCAACAACAUCUCCGGCGUUUCCGGAGGCGUCGACGUCACGUUCAACUGCUUUGGAAACUCCGGCGCGCUGCUCGUACUCAAUCCGUGUGGGAUGGGCCACGAAAUUCUCUCGGACAGGACCGUCAUGAACUACAUAGACGUGAACUUCGACAGCUGGCUCCACUUCGCCAACCAUACCAUGGGGCUCGACCUCCGCGAGGACGACAUCCGGUUCGUGACCGGGACGACGAUGACCUCCCAAUGGGCUCUCGCCGCGUUCCGUGGCAGCUACAAGCACAAGCAGGGUGCGUUCACCGGCAACCUCGCGGGCGUCGGCGCGGCGAGCUUCUCGAUGUCGAUCUCGGACCAAGCCCUUCCCGUGAGCCAUUACCGGGCGGGGCCUCCGGAGCCAGAGUUGGAGCAUGCAUACUUUCCGGGCUUGCACCACACAGCUCCUGCCAUCACGUCGUCCGAGCCGUCCUCCCCGCGUACACAGGCGCGUUACGACCAGUGCAUCUUCUUCAACUUCUUUAAACGCAAGUCACGGAUU
Messenger RNA from Trametes versicolor FP-101664 SS1, 810 nucleotides. RefSeq lists its product as uncharacterized. The annotation marks the transcript as partial. Lineage: Eukaryota; Fungi; Basidiomycota; Agaricomycetes; Polyporales; Polyporaceae. The transcript has 2 exons. The record is from RefSeq and is a predicted model, not a curated record.